Messenger RNA from Fusarium redolens, 750 nucleotides. RefSeq lists its product as uncharacterized. Lineage: Eukaryota; Fungi; Ascomycota; Sordariomycetes; Hypocreales; Nectriaceae. Bases 1 to 750 code for a protein of 249 amino acids. The transcript has a single exon. The record is from RefSeq and is a predicted model, not a curated record.
AUGGAUUCUGCAGUUUUCCGACGUGUUAUCAGGAAGCUGGAUCGAUUCUCGGAGGCUUUGGACGAAGCACUUCUCAACUUCUCUGAGAUGGACGACUCCACAGCCCCCAAGGAGUUCAAGCAGCGCAUGUUUGGUUGGCUGUCCGAUGACAAGCGUGACAUUGAUGCUCUUUUGGUGCGCCCGGAAACCAAUGAUAACACAAGCAAGCAUGAUUUGCUAGCUCGUCUCGCAUACUGCUACUCGUUCGGCCCUGAGAAAAAGUUCCAGGACCUCCUUCUAGCUAACCAUCAGAAGAUCGGAGUCUUUAUCUCCGACAAGCACGUCCGUGUUCACAUCGCCAAAUGGGAGACCACUCUUCUCCGUGGCUUUCUUCGCUGGGUUAUUGUUGAAGCUCACAAACCCUCGGGUGACGCCCAGUCGGUCCUGCAGCUCGAGACCUCAGUCAGUAAAAAAUGGCUUUCCGCUGAUGAUGCAGAGGAGUAUGUGGUGCCCGAAUCCGAGGGUGAUAUGAAACUGGUCCUCAUCCGUCUGAAAAACCUGCCCAAAUUGAUGGACCUUUGGGGUAAACGUGUUGUUGCUGAUGAAGGUGAAGAGAAGUUGGUGAAAUCAUGUCAGUGCAGCAAGCCAGACUUUGGCGAGUCUUUGACCAUUGGGCUUUUUGUUCUGGCGUGGAAGGUUGCUGGUCGGUAUGAGGACAAGUGGAUGGACGCCCAGGGCUAUGCUAUCCCUGAUGUUCCUGAGUUGGAUUAG